AUGAAACCGCAGAUUAGAUCAGACGUCGACCUCGACGCCAGCACGCGACUGUCGACAUCGAUACAAUCCGUGCAGCGUCGAUGCGUGCAUUCCUAUCGAUAUCGCACGGUUGCACGAGAGCUGCGGGGCAGCCCUACGCACGAUCUCCACACAGUCCCAUCGAUAUCGCACAGUUGCACGAUAUGUGCGGGGCAGCCCUACGCGCGAUCUCCACACGUUCCCAUCGAUAUCACGCUGUUGCACAAGAGGUGCGGGGCAGCCCUACGCGCGAUCUCGACUCCAGUCGACACAUGCCAAUCAUUAAUCAGCGCCGGGACUGCCCGGGCCGUGUCCAACUUUCACCCGGCUCGUCUCGCUCCCGUCGCGUUGCACCAUCAAGCAAUUCGGCGGGAGCCGUGUUUCAUUCAAUGGACCCUCAUUAACCGUUCACCGCUCCUCUUAAUGGUCGUGCAUAUACCGGGCUUU
Messenger RNA from Iphiclides podalirius (scarce swallowtail), 465 nucleotides. NCBI's taxonomy places the organism in Eukaryota, Metazoa, Arthropoda, Insecta, Lepidoptera, Papilionidae. The record is from the annotation of a GenBank genome assembly.